Molecule: messenger RNA, 1509 nt
Organism: Clonostachys rhizophaga
Lineage: Eukaryota; Fungi; Ascomycota; Sordariomycetes; Hypocreales; Bionectriaceae
Source: the annotation of a GenBank genome assembly
AUGUCUCAGAACCCAGAGCCCCUCAAGCUGGGCACCCAGAGCCUGUCUCAGUUUGCUACGCGGCAGGUCCAGGUCCCUACCUACAACCGAGAUGACGUCAAGGAGGGCAUUGUCCACAUCGGCGUCGGCGGCUUCCACAGAGCCCAUCUGGCCGUCUACGUCGACCAGCUGCUGCAGAACCACGGAGAGAGCAACUGGGGCAUCUGCGGUGUCGGAAUCCGAGCCAACGAUGCGGCCAUGCGCGAUGUCCUGAGCUCCCAGGACUACCUCUACACAGUCGUCGAGCGGUCCGCCAAGGGGAGCUUCGCCAAGGUCGUGGGCAGCAUCAACUCCUUCCUCUUCGCCCCUGACAACCGCGAGGCUGUCAUUGCCAAGAUGGCUCACCCAGACACGCACAUUGUGUCCAUGACCAUCACCGAGAGCGGCUACUACUACAACGAGAACACCCAUCAGCUGCAGGCUGAGCACGAGGACAUCCAGCACGAUCUCGCCCACCCCGACGCGCCCAUCAGCACCUUCGGCUUCCUCUACGCCGCCCUGGUCCGCCGUCGCGAGCAGGGCCUCAAGCCCUUCACCGUCCUGUCCUGCGACAACAUGCAGAAGAACGGCUCCAUCAGCCGCUCCAUGCUCGAGUCGUUUGCCCGUCUCCGCGACCCGGAGAUGGCCAAGUGGAUUGCUGAAAACGGCGCGUUCCCCAACUGCAUGGUCGACCGCAUCACCCCCAGCACUUCUCCUAGAGAUAUCCAGUCGCUCAAGGACCAGUCCGGCAUCGAGGACGGCUGGCCGGUCGUCACCGAGCCCUUCAUGCAGUGGGUUGUCGAGGACAAGUUCAGCGACGGCCGCCCGCCCUUUGAGAAGGUCGGCGUCCAGAUCGUCCACGACGUGCACGACGUCGAGCAGUUCGAGAAGCACAAGCUCCGUCUGCUCAACGCCAGCCACUCCGCCAUGGCGUACCCCGGACAGCUCGCCGGCUUCAAGUACGUCCACGAGGUCAUGGAGGUGCCCAUCUACCGCCAGUUCGUCUGGGAGAUGAUGCAGGAGGAGGCCAAGCCCCUGCUGCCCGAGAUCCCCGGCGUCGACAUCGAGGCCUACUGCACCACCCUGAUGGAGCGCUUCUCCAACCCAACCAUCAUGGACCAGAUCCCCCGCGUCGCCCUGGGCGCCUCGGGCAAGAUCCCCCAGUUCAUCAUGCCCUCCGUCGCCGAGGCCAUCUGGUCAAACGCGCCCCUGCGCCGCCUCUGCUUCGUCACCGCCGCCUGGUUCCUCUACAUCAACGGCGUCGACGACAAGGGCAACAAGUUCGACGUCGACGACCCGAUGAAGGAGGAACUGCAGGCCCUGGCCAAGGAGGGCGGCAACGACCCUUCCAAGCUCCUCAGCAUCAAGAUGCUCUUCGGCGACAACCUGCGCAACGACAAGCGCUUCGUCGGGGAGGUCGCCAAGGCCAUGGAGCUCAUCUCCAAGGACGGUGUCAUGGCCACCAUCCCCAAGUAUGUUAACCAAAACUGA